GUUGGAUCCAUGGAGACGCGCUUUCAAGGUUUUCUUGUUUGUGUUCUUCUUGUCCGCCCUCCGUGGCGCUAAGCAAGCUAACGUGUAGGUUUACUAAGUAAUGCUAGCGACUAGUAGCGUUCACCCGAACCAAGAUCAACGAUCUACACGUGCAAAAACUACUGCACGAGUGCCUCAGCUCAAGCUGUUUGAAUUAAUAUUUGAAUGAAGUGAUAGUUGCUUUCGGCUGAUCCAAACGAUCUGAACGACAAAGGCGAAUACUACAAAUUUGUGUAGUACUAGGGCAUCAGGGUAACACAAAACGAUAGUCUGAGGCACUACUAGGGUCCCGAGUACCCUUGGUUCAGUUGAGUCUGCAUCACGACUGGUAUUGGCCAGGUGGUGGCAUCGUAAACGAAAAAUGGCCUGUGCGAAGAAUGGUACUCGGGACCGGCGAAAUGUACCUCUCUCAGAACAGCUCGCCACCUUGUCACAGAAGCAGAAAGAAAUGCGUGAGCAAGGAUUGAACACUACACGCCCAGUGGCAGUGAUCUACGAUGAAGGAUUGACAGCUCACAAACCGUUUUUUAAACACCAACUAGCACAGCCCGAGGUGCCGUUACGGGUGGAGACCGUCAUCCAAACCUUGUAUAACUCUUCGUCGUUGCACAAGUGUGAUUUCUUGCCAGGACGGCAUGCCACACGGGAUGAGCUUCUCAGAGUUCACACAGAGGCACAUUUAGAUCUCCUGGAAUCGUUCCCACAUUUAAGUGACCAAGGUAUUAUGGAGGAGGAGAAGAAACACGACUCAAUAUAUAUUUCAAGAGACACCUAUCCUAACAGUGUUUUGGCGGCUGGAUGCACUUUGGAGGCAACAGAACGUGUUUUAACCAAGAAGAACACUCAUGCCGUCGCUGUUGUCAGACCCCCUGGCCACCAUGCGUCGGCAGACAAACCGUCUGGAUUCUGCUUUCUCAACAAUGUGGCCAUCGCGGUUCGCCAUGCACAGCAGUCUGGUGUCCAGCGGAUUCUCAUUCUUGACUGGGACAUUCACCAUGGAAAUGGAACACAGUCCAUUUUUGAAAAUGACCCCAAUGUACUCUUUAUAUCACUGCAUCGCUACGAUAAUGGACUAUUUUAUCCAAACACCAAGUAUGCUGGCCCACAAUCUGUUGGAACUGAUGCCGGUGCAGGAUACUCAGUUAAUAUUGGUUGGAACGAGAGUGGUCUCCAUGACGCGGACUACAAAUAUGCGUUUGAGAGCGUAGUUUUGCCAAUCGCCAAGUCGUUCAACCCUGAGCUAGUUUUCGUAUCGGCUGGUUUUGACGGAGCAGACGGAGACCCACUUGGAGUCUGUAAGUUGAAGCCGCGGAUCUACAGCUACAUGACCUUAGAGAUGAUGAACCUUUCACAAUCUGGAGUCAUCUUGGUUCUUGAGGGUGGUUAUAACUGUACAUCCACUGCCAACUGUAUGACAGCUUGCGUGGACACUCUGCUCACCAAGAAGGCUCCUUCAUUUGUGCGGAACUCACGUAAACCCACUAGACGUACCAUUGAGUCGGUCAAUGCUACGAAAGCCCACCAGCGGGCAUACUGGUCGGCCUUACCGGCAACAGAUGAUCCAGUGGGUGAUUCUCCAGCCGCAUCGCCUAUCAACGGCGAUGAGACGCCUGAGCUACGAAGAACCCCUGAAAGUGAAGGCGAAGCUGAAGGUGCGACCGACGAAGAAGCGCAAGAAAAAGCGCAAGCGUCAUGCGCAGCUGGCGGCGGGGCGGAGGCCGGGGUCUCCGUUCUGCUAGCCAGCAAGGCUAUGGUUGAUGCUGCAACCGCCGCCACUUCUGCAUCUGCCGCUGCGUGCGCCGACUCUGAGGGUGCUGCUGCUCGUGCUAAGAAGAGCCCACUGGAGUUGACUAUGGCUCUUCUUGCUGAGCUACAGCUGGAGGAGUCCGGUGGCCAGAAGGGCUUCCACGUGUACCCCAAACCUGACUGUCCGCAUGUCGAGUCUCUGCGUGAAGACUUUCCUGAUCCCAUCGACCUCAGACACCCAUGUGAGAAGUGCGACGAGACAUUUGAGAACUGGAUGUGUCUUGGCUGCCAUGCGAUUGCAUGUGGUCGUGAAGUCAAGGCUCACAUGCUAGAGCAUAAUCGGACUAAUCCGGAUCACCCACUGGUGGUCAGCUUUGCCGACUUGUCUGUGUGGUGCUAUGACUGCGACAGCUACAUCGAUCGAAUGCAGCGCCUGAGGCCUAAGCUGGAAGCACUGCACCAGGUCAAGUUUGGAGUGAAGGCCUUUGAAGUACAUGUUCCUAUCUGAACUCCUUAUUGGCCAGCCGGACAGAGCGUGCUCCGGUCUGAACUGAACUAACCAGACAGACUGAGAUCAGACUGAUCUGAUUAAUACUGGCUUACGUUACACUUUCUGUGCCGCGCGCGUGUGUGUGUGUUUUGUGUGUCGUGGAGGUAGCGUAACUGGUCUUGUAGCUGCUGUGGGUACGUGUGGUGGAUGCAGAAUAUCUGCAGUAUCUUGUAUCAUUUCGGCGAUUGUCUUUAGAUUUUUUUGUAGUAACUAAUUGUUUUUAGGUAUCCAUCAGAUUUGUGAUCUUAUCUGCACACGCUGUUGCUCUUCUUUAUCCAGACACUGUAGUAGGAGUGCUGCUGCUGUCUUGCAAGCUGGCUUGCAUAGCGCCAUGAAGCAAACAGCUCCUAAGAAAUAAAAGCCCUUGGUAUGCUUAACGUAUCGUAGAUUCGUAUUACAGCUCAUUGAGAGACGGUUUAAUAGUCCCCCCCCCCCCUAAAUGUAUGCGGUAUUUUCAUUCGCUGCUCCUUCGCUGUGCUAUCGCCUGAACAGAAUAUUCUCAACUACAACCCUUAUACAUUGUAGAUUACUCCGUGUAUUUGGCCAUGCACAAAGAGAUAGAAACCUCCUCCGCUGUGCUGUAGCCUGAACAGAAUAUUCUCAACUAACUUAUAGAUUACACCGCGUAUUUAGCUGCUAUGCGCAGAGAUAUCGGCCUUUUCAGGGGAGAGACCCUUGUAGUGUUAGAACGAUUUCUCCAGUAUUGUGUGAGUGUGUGUGUGUGUGUGUGUGUGUCAUCUUGUGUUGCUCUUUCAUUCUUUUCUUGUUGAUGUUGAGUUGGGUUCAUCAUUGCACUCAGUGUCUACUGUCUUGUCUUGAUUUGUGCCUGACACGAUUUCUUUUGGGUUUGUUUGUGCAAGAUGAAUGGUGUCUGUUGUAGAUUGUGUGAGUUUCAUAAACCCAACUCAUAGUGUUGUUGUUUCUUUAUUUUACUUCACCACGAGUGUA
Sycon ciliatum is the source of this 3283-nucleotide messenger RNA. Its product is annotated as histone deacetylase 6-like. Gene Ontology annotation, biological process: negative regulation of transcription by RNA polymerase II. Gene Ontology annotation, molecular function: histone deacetylase activity; transcription factor binding; zinc ion binding. Bases 401 to 2293 code for a protein of 630 amino acids. Lineage: Eukaryota; Metazoa; Porifera; Calcarea; Leucosolenida; Sycettidae. The record is from RefSeq and is a predicted model, not a curated record. The transcript has 22 exons. Gene Ontology annotation, cellular component: histone deacetylase complex.